AUGGGUAAUAAACAACCUAAGAAACCCAUAUCAACUGAACUUACAAAGGAAGAAAUGAUUAUGCUCACAACAAAUACGAAAUUUACUGAAAACGAAAUUCGAGAGUGGCAUGUGAGUUUCACUCGCGAUUGUCCAACUGGUGGAAUCGAUAAAAAAAAGUUUAUUGAAUUCUAUAAACAAUUUUAUCCCAAUGGAAAAGCAGAUAACUAUUGCAAAUACGCAUUUAAUACAUUCGAUACCAAUAAUGAUGGUACAAUUGACUUUCAAGAAUUUUUGUUAGCCAUUGCAGCUACUAGUCAAGGUGAUCUUGAUGCUCGUCUUGGCACUGUUUUUGAUAUGUAUGAUUUUUCACAUAAUGGAGUAAUCGAUCAAAAGGAAUUGACUACAAUAAUCACAGCUAUGUAUGAUCUUGUUGGUAAAACUGAUCGUGAAGGUAAUAAUGAUCCAAAAAGACUUGCUACAGAAAUUAUAGCAGAAUUUGAUGCUAAUAAUGACAAGAAAUUGAGCAAGGGAGAAUUCAUUGCUGGGUGUAAAAACAAUGAAUCUAUUCGUCGACUACUUGCUCCUCAUACUUAA
Molecule: messenger RNA, 576 nt
Organism: Rotaria sp. Silwood1
Lineage: Eukaryota; Metazoa; Rotifera; Eurotatoria; Philodinida; Philodinidae
Source: the annotation of a GenBank genome assembly